Rhipicephalus microplus (southern cattle tick) is the source of this 6743-nucleotide messenger RNA. RefSeq lists its product as uncharacterized. Gene Ontology annotation, cellular component: cytoplasm. The record is from RefSeq and is a predicted model, not a curated record. NCBI's taxonomy places the organism in Eukaryota, Metazoa, Arthropoda, Arachnida, Ixodida, Ixodidae. Gene Ontology annotation, molecular function: metal ion binding; guanyl-nucleotide exchange factor activity.
UUGUUGCUCCUCUGAGGCCGCACCCGCCGGCCGACACCGAUGGAGGAGUGUUCGGACGGCGUGGUUUUUCUGGCGGGUGCAGCUUUGCUGACCGUCUCGCUGUGCUGUCUGACGUACGUGAUCUCGCUCUACGUCCAGGCGGCCAGGGACAGCCACUGGGUCAGAUCCUUUCUAGGCAAGCCCAAGCCUCCAGUGCCUCCGAAGCCCACGGCGCUGCUCUCGGAGGCAGGCAUCCGCCGGCCGGUCAUCACUGUGUCGCCGCUGGCCGAGGUGACCGACCCGAGCCAUGCCAACGGCGUCACGAAGGAAGGUGACAGUCCGGAAGACCCAGGCCAAAAUAAAACUGCUCACGAGGUGACAGUGGUUAUAGAGCACCGAGAAGAAGCGGAGGCCCUGUGCAACGGUUCGAACGACACCAUGCCUGCGAUCGACGACAAAGCCGACUCCACUCCGAGCACUAGUGCGCAGCCAGUGCAAAACGGCGACUCCGAAGCACAAUCCAAGGACACGCAGCAGCCAUCCGACAGCAGCAAACGGAAUACCAUAACAGAGGACUGGUCCAUCAAGGACAACGUUGAAUCGGGAGAUGAAGCCUGCUGCACACGACUCUCGCAGCUCAUUCACCGCAAGGCUAAAGAACUGUCCAAUCACCUCACGAAGCCUCCCAAACCACUCAAGCCCCUCAAAGAGAACAAGGCACCGCUAACGCGAACAAAAAGCUUUGGCGAUGAAAUUCCAGGAGGCAGGCACGGUAUUCGUUACGCCGACGAAGACACCGAGGCUAGCUCAGAUUACCAGGAUGUAGACUUCAGCAAGAUCGCGGUUGCUGAGGUGACUACGGUGUCGGUUCACAAGGAAGGCACGCCCAAGCCGAUCGUCGAAGAAAAUGAGUACGAAAUAGUUGAAGCGCCUCGUGAGGAAAUCAAACCCACACCCCUGCCUGUCGCCCCCAUCAUGGUCAUCGUAGAAGACGAAGAAACCAAGCAGUCUAGCGUCGUUCUCGAGGCCACCCAGAAGAAGACGAGGUCUCUAGAAAAGCCAAAGAGGCCGCCACCACCAAAGCCCGAAGCGGCGAAGAAGCAGCGUGUCAGAUUCGGGGUCGAAGUGUUUCCCUCCGACAUCAUCGCUGCGAUGGCUGCGAAAAAAAAAGGUGCCACAACUGAAUCGAGCUCUCCUCAGUUGGUGCCGGCCGAUUCAGAAGCGGCUUCAGUGAAGGACUCGCAUUCGGACAAACUUGUACAAGAAGAACCUGCCCUGGAAAAUCCCAUUCUUGUCCGAGUCAAGGAGAGAGAGGAGCCGAGUCCUGUGCUUUCGACUAAGAUGCCAAAGUCUAUGUUCCCGCAGUCAUCUCCUGCGAAAAAGGUGAAGCCCCAGCGACCUCCCCCUCCGAAGAUUCCCACCGUUGUUUCGUCGCCUCAUCCGACUUGUUCGCCGCCGCCUCCCCCAUCGUCGCCGCCAAGCUCCCUGGAGGAGCCAACAGUUUUAUCUGUUAGCACUUCUCCAAUUACGUCAGAAAGUGCGUCCAAUGUGGCAGAUGAAAAGAAAAGUACAGAACUCGUCGUUUCUGAAGCUUCAGCUGUCGUGGAUGGAGAAGCUGAGGUCAUUCCGAAAGAAGUGCCUUCGUGUUCCCCCGUUGUGUCUCAGGAACCUGUGAUAGAAAGUGAAGUGAUCCCCGCUGAAGCAAAAACCGCUGCGGAGGGUUCCAAGUCCAGUGAAACUCCGCGCAAGAAGCGAACACCUCCACCGAGGCCGCCACCUCCCAGGUGCAAGCCGAAGCUGGCGGAGAUGGUGGGGAAGCUAACAGUUCCGCAGAAGCCAAUGGUUUCACAAAAGCCUGCAACUCCAAAGAAGCCCAUGCCUUCGCAGCGACACGCCGUCUCGUCGUCAUCAUUAAAGCAAGCGGUUCAGUCGGGCACAAAUGAGUAUAGCCAGACAGACGACCUUGUGGCGUUUCGUGCGAAGAACAUCGUCGCUGACCUCGACGCCCUCCUGGCUCAGAGGGAAGCAGAAGAGGCUGCGCGGGUGAAGAACGUGUCGUGCAUCGAGACAUCUCUCAAAACAAUGGCACGGGAAGCCGCACAUCAGUUUAAGCAACCCGAGGAUUCAACAUGCGCACUCCUCGACAUGAAAACAGAAGACGUUCCUCAGGCUCCACCGCGUAGACGGCGCCAGCGCUCGAGGACAGUGGAGGCAGUCAGGGUCACAGGUGAUGAGCAUUGCAGGCAGCCACGGAGAAGCCACUCGCUGUCCGAAGCCGAUAUCCGAAUCCGGAUGGCCCAGAGGCUAGGCCCAAGCAAUAAUUCUGAUGUUGCAGCUACCGUAACUGAAACAUUUGUAAUGGUGUUGGAGUCACCUCUUACGAAGAAGGAGCUGAAGGAUCUCUACACCAAUGUCAUGAUCGCCCCUACGAAAGACCGUCGCUUUAAGGAGGUUCCCCAGCCAACACCGUCGACCGGAAUGCGUUUUCGACCCCUUCCACCUCCUCCACCGCCCCCGCGAGGAAGGUCCAAGUUGCCGACUUCAUCUGCUGCUAGUUCUUUUGACGAGAACCCUUCAACGCCUCCAGCAGGCAGCAAUGAACCUUCGAGCACCGAUCCGACCAAUGCUGCCUCCCAGGAGCCGAGUGAAAGCCCAGUGGCACGCAGAGAGAGCGUCGAAAUGAGGACGAGUCCAGCUAAGCACGAUUCCAAGCGCGACUCUAAACGUGAAUCCAAGCGGGAUUCCAAACGCGAUUCCAAGUCUGAACCGCACAGCCGGCAGAGCCCAAAGAGUGGAAGCACUUCUCCCAAGGUUCGCUGGGAGAACGGGGAGCCGAAGUCGUUCCGGCUUUCCAACAGCACUUUCUACGGUCCGCCGCUCGAGAUUCCACCGGAGGCACAGCGGGGUGCCGAGUCGCCGAGCACGGAGCCCAACGUCAGCAGCGAGAAGUCACGCUCCAGCUGGUACGACGACAGUGACGCGUCAGGCGACGUCGCAGAUGUAGACUCGCCGGCUGUGCCCAGUGACACCGACCCCGCAGUCAGCUCGCGCAGGUCCGACUCCUCCCCUAGCUCGGUGCAGCGGUCGAAGACGAGGUUGAAGGAGAAGAAACGUGCAAGUGCAAAGUUUUACUGUGAUGUAGAGGUGGAGCGGGAAAGUUCAACGGACGGAGACAUGCCGCCACGUACCCCUUCCAGGGCAAGCGGUUCGGACAGGGGGCUCGAGGCAGCUGAAAACAAAGGGGAAGAUACGGAUGAACUCCUUGAGAUGGCUGAAGGUCUGCAGAAGGAGAUGACGCAGGUUUUGGUGGAACGACAGAAGAGGCUGCUGGAGACAUUCGACAAUGAGCUGUCGGCACAGAGGGCAGAGAGCGAAUCCAGGGAGCACCGGUUGACGGAAGAGAAGGACUCGCCUUCGCUGAUGCCUCGCAAGGACCUCCCCAGCACCCACUCAUCUGCCUCGGAGGUGAGCUGGCAGGGAUCAUCGGAAGAUGAGAGCGAUGGGGAGGAGACGCGGAACAUGUCGCUGGACGAGGCCGCCCGACACCGACGCAAGCGCAAGUGCAUGUACAUUGCUCGGGAGAUAGCCAGCUCGGAACAGGUCUUCGUCGAUGCCCUGCACCUGCUAAACAAGGACUUCAAGAAAGCCGUACAAGCAGCUAGUGAGGAGCGCGGUUCGCCGAUUGUCCCCGACGAGGUCUUGGACCAGAUUUUGAAACACCUGCCCCAGCUGGUAGACUUGAACGAGGAGCUCCUUGGGCAGCUGCAGGAGCGGGUGGACAACUGGGAAGGCAGGGAGAAAGUGGCUGACGUCCUCAUCAAGAUGGGUCCAUUCCUCAAGCUGUACUCGUCAUACAUCAAGGAUUUUGAGGCCAUGACAUCUGCUCUGGAGGAGGCCAAGCGCAAGUACCCCGAGUUCCAGAAGGUUGUCCGCACUUUCGAGCAAAGCCCUCGCUGCCGGCAGCUAACCCUGCCGCAGUACAUGCUCAAGCCAAUCCAGCGGAUACCUCAGUACCGGCUCCUGCUCACCGACUACGUCAAGAACUUGGAAGUGGAGACGCCCGAGUACAGCGACGCCUGCGCCGCUCUCGAGAUAGUCUCCCAGGUGGCCGAGCAUGCCAAUGAGACCAUGAAGCUUGGGGACAACUUCUCCAAACUCAUGUCACUACAAAACAGGAUCUCUAACCGCUACGAAGUGCUCAAACCAGGAAGGGCCUUUUUGAAGGAAGGUGAGCUGAUGAAGGUCUCUCGCAAGGAGAUGCAGCCAAGGUACUUCGUUCUGUUCAGCGACAGUCUCCUGUAUCUAGUGCCAACGCCCCAGGGGUUCUACAGGGUCAACUAUGAGCUUCCCUUGUCUGGCAUGAAGGUGAUGGUGCCUCCUCAGCAGGACUACCAGAACGAGUUCAGCGUCUACACCACAAAGCGUUCUUUCAUCUUAUCUGCCAGCUCGCCAGAGGAACGAGAAGAGUGGAUAUCAGCCCUGAACAAAGCCAUCGAAGACAACAUUCACCGCAAGAGCUCCUUCCACGUCCUCAAAAAGGAGGGUUCGCAGUCCUCGUCGAGCUCCGAGCUGGGCCGAGAGGCGCCCGUGUGGAUUCCCGACCAGCGGGUGACCAUGUGCCAGCUGUGCACUAGCGGCUUCACCUUCACCCACCGGCGGCACCACUGCCGCGCCUGCGGCAAGGUCGUCUGCGCCACUUGCUCCUCUCACCGGCUUCCCCUGCCUUACCUGGGCAGUGACAAGCCCGUCCGCAUCUGCGACGACUGCUUCCGCUCCCUCCAGUGUGGCGGUGAGCCGAGGGACCACCCGGAGGCAGAUGGGGAUGGUGACCAAGGCCAGGCGAGAAGGAAGAAGUAUGGCGGCGUUCUCCAGGAGGUGGCGGCAAACGAUCUGGGUUCGUCGAUAAGUGGCUACCUUCACCAUUGGUCGAAGAAAGCUUGGAAACGACAAUGGUUUGUCGUCAAGGAACACGUGCUGUACGUCUACAAGGCAAGCGAGGACGUGGCCGCGCUUCGGACGGUGCCGCUUCUCGGUUACCAAGUGGGUGCAGUCACCAAGGGCUUCGAAGAAGUUCCACGAGAGCAGCUCUUUCUUCUAGAACACACAGGGCUCGACCCACUAAUCUUCUAUGCAGACACAUCAGAUCUUGCGACGAGAUGGCGGGAGGCAAUGGAAGAGGCGACAAAACUCAGCUGAGACAUCGGUGAUCACUGCAAAGAACCGACGGGAACGUAAAAGGAACGACCUCGAGACGGAGCGUGCCUGUUCCAGAGUAGACGAGACUCUCUCGAACAUUGUAAAGCCACGUUGCGGGGCAUUCCUUUUUUUUCUCCAGCUGUUACUCACCAUCAAACGAACCAGAUGCGAAAGCCUCGUUAUGUUCGUGCGAAAAAGUAAAGAAAAAUUGGCGAGGCCGAGGCAAGCGCCUUACCCACUAAAGUCAUCUCGGCCUCACAAGUUGCAAUCUCAACCUGCAAAAAGAAAUGCCAGCAAGUUGUCGUGGCUUACCAUUGUAACUGCCUUGCCGUCCACGUGAAAAACAAGGCGCACCCACGCUUUAUGUGGCCUCCAGAGACACAACUAGUUGCUAGCAGGAAAAUCAAACGGUCCUUCUUUCGUACCAGUCUUUUUGUGUGUGUGUGCAUGCGUGUUAAACCCUCAAAACGUGCCUCCCGACGUCAGCAUGCAAAGGCAUCGUGACAUCUGCUCUUUUUUUUUUUUACCUAUCUGCCAGUUUUUGACACAUCUUUCAUUGUCCCUCCCCUUCAUAGGUUCCUCGUGCGAGAUGUUCGGUCUCGCAUCACUGUAUCGUGCCAUUCCCUUGGGGCCGUGCUUCUUAAUUUAUUGCUGCCAUCACCGCGUGAAAAUCGCCAAAACACUUGUUUGCAUUGCCUCGUUAGCUUGUGCAGCCCUCAUAAUCUCGUUUGUUCCUCGUAUAGACGUCUAUACAUUUACUUCAACUUACUCGCAGUGUGCACUGAUCGUUUGUGCAGUUGCGAGGAGCUGCACUGUUAGUCUAUUUUUACGUAGAUUGUUGAUCAUUCGUAGAGGCGACGUUUCAGUUUUAGCCGAUUUUAGCAAAACCUAUAGUUUUUUUAUUACCAACCAUCGGCGGUCCUGUCAAACCGAUCAGUGUCUACUUGCAGGUUGGUUACGUGCCGAAAUGUGUAUCCAGAAGAAACAGUUCAAGAAAAUGUCCGCGCUUCGCUUCCAGCCUGUUGUUGUGAUGAAGCUUUGUUCGGAUGCUGCAUUGUUCAAUGGAUACGUCAAUUCAUCGAGUGCAUUCACCUGUUUUAAAGCCAUUUCGAGGUCAGCUGCAUGCAAAGCAGCUAAAAUCGCAUGCAAAGCUGAUUGCUUUGCGUGCAGUGUUUUUUUUUUUUUUUUUGCGUAAUGACUUGAGAAUUGCGCUCCACUUCUCGGUGUUGCUGAACCGCCUCGCAGACAGUUAGAAAGGUGGAGGUGUUUUAUAGAUAGUUGCUUUUCCGAAUAGCUCUGCACCACUCCAUGCCUUUUUGCAUUGGAUGAGCUAAAGAGACUACACCGACAGAGUUGUGAUUACCACCGUGCCUUUUUUUCGUACAUAUAUAACUUAACUGGAUACUGCACGAAUCCAAGUUGUUAGUUUGGGCUGUGUGCAAUGUCGAAACGAGGAAGGCAGUUGUUAAUUUUUUUUUCAACCAGUUUGAAUGUUCAAUCUUUUGAUAGUAUAUAAUAUAUACAUAUAUAUAUAUAUUUGCUUUGUAAAUAAAACCGUUGCCAAUGAA